AUGAUGUUAUGCGAGCUGGUCAUUGGAAACCGUGAAGAAAUUGACAAGUAUCAUUCCGAUUUAUUGGCAACUCUAGGAUCAUGCAGGGGCAGCAUUCCUUGGCUGGCAGCUUUGGCAGGUUUAGCUUUAUUUGUCAGCGGCUGCAAUGGAGGUGAGUCAUCUGAAAUCGAGCUAUUUUUCAACUUCAUUCGUGCUCUUGAUCCCAAAACUGUAUUGAGAAUUGAGUGGAGUCGGUCACUACGACAUCCAUGUUCAAAUCAGUGGAAUGUAGUAGUUAGAUGCAAGAUGGUUAGUCUAUUUGGCCGCCCUGUAACAGAAAUCAGACUUCAAAACCUGAACCUUAGUGGGAUUCUGGAUGCAGAGACACUAUGCAAACUACCAAAUUUGUGUGUGCUUAUCUUAGCCAAGAAUCGAAUCCGAGGGACCGUCCCCGAUUCCAUAGCAAAUUGCAAAAGCCUGAUGCACUUGGACUUGAGCAACAAUUUGUUGACAGGAAGCCUACCUGCAGUAGCUCUUAGUAAGCUGAAAAAUCUUAAAAGAUUUGAUAUUUCUAACAAUCAUAAUGGUAGUACGGAUCCUCAAUUGAAUCGUGAAGCCAGACGUGUGAGGAAAUAUUGGCUUGUUUCAGAAAUAUCACAAGCCAAUGCUAUUAGCAAAGGCGAAAAUUCAAAUAAAAGAUAUGCAUUCUCUCCAGCUCCGGAAGAUGUAUCACAUGGCAAGCAAAGUUCAAAGAAUGACGAUAAUCCGCGUAAACAUUGGCAAUCGUGGAUGGUCGUUAUAGCUAUGGGAGUCACAUUUGUUCUGCUGCUCAUUUUUUUCACGAAGCUGAAAGCUGUCCAAGCAGCUAAAGACACAGAGAUUACAAGGGAACUCGAACUCUCUCUUUCCCCCCCGAAAAGUCCUCAUGUCGAGAUUGUGGUAGAAGAAAAGGCGGAAGAACGACAUUCAGAGCUCGUGUUCUUCAUAGAAAAGCAUGAAAGGUUUGGUUUGGAAGAGCUUCUUGAAGCUUCAGCUGACCUGCGAAGGCCGGGGCAUUGUAGCAGUCUUUACAGGGUAAGACUGAAGAAUAAUGCCACUUUUGCCGUCAAAAGAUUGAAAAAGUUGCAGGUGUCCUUUGAGGAGUUUGGCCAAACAAUGAGAAGGAUUGGGAAUUUGAAGCAUCAAAACAUCCUAUCUCUUGUUGGUUACAAUUCCUCUAAAGAGAAAAAAUUCUUAAUCUACAGAUUUCAAAAUAAUGGAAGUCUACUAACUCUGUUCAACGAUUAUAUCGAGGGCAAAAGGAAUUUGCCAUGGAAACUUCGAUUAUCAAUAGCAAUUGGGAUAGCGAGGGGAUUGAACUUCAUAUAUCAGUGGCCUGAAGACGGGGAGAUCAUCCCCAUGGCAACAUUAAGCCUUCAAACAUCAUUUUCCAACAAAGCACGUUUCUUCAACUCCUCCAGUUACGCAGCACCUGAAAAACGACUGACUGAGCAGGCAGAUGUUUACAGCUUUGGAGUGAUCCUUCUUGAGCUAUUAACAGGGAAGUUUGCAGAAAUGCAGAAGAAUGGGUUGGACCUUCCGAAGUGGGUGAAGGCCAAGGUGCGCGAGGAAUGGACCGGAGAGGUCUUUGACAAGGAGAUUGAAAAGUUUGAGAUGUAUGGUUUUUCACUGUUAAACAUCUCUCUCAUGUGUGUGUCAGAAUUGCCUGGAGACCGACCUUCCAUCUCUGAAGUACUGCAGAAAAUACAGGAAGUCGUAACUGCUCAAGAAGAUAUUUCUUCCUCCUCCACAAAUUCUGUUGAAUCAAUCUAG
Coffea arabica (coffee) is the source of this 1791-nucleotide messenger RNA. The record is from RefSeq and is a predicted model, not a curated record. NCBI's taxonomy places the organism in Eukaryota, Viridiplantae, Streptophyta, Magnoliopsida, Gentianales, Rubiaceae.